AUGGGACAGUGCACCAGCGCCAGCACGAAGAGCGAGAAGUAUCGCCCACUGGGUGAGGUUUUUCGUGCUAAGGUCUUGCCGGUUCACGGAGAUGUCGAACUACCAGGUGCGGGUAUCAACGUUGGGCUUUGCGCCUCUGGCGGUGGCUGCCGCGCCAUGUCCUUCUCGACGGGAGUCUACCGGGCCCUGAACGAGCUGGAAGUUUUGGGAAAGCUGGAUGCCAUAAGCUCUGUGUCCGGUGGAACGUGGUGUUCCUCGAUUCUGAUGUUUGCCAGAGAGUUCAAGGGAGCCCCCAUCGAGACAUCCGAGCUGCUCGGGAAGGUAACGAUACCUGCAGACUUGACCAUGGAAGCACUGAAGGAGGAGGUCCCACUCCUCUCGGGAGUUGUAAAUGGCGACUCCAGUACCAUUGUGAAGGCGCUCUUGGAGGAACACAAGGGACGGGAGUAUGAGGUUUGGCCGAAGUUGAUGUCGGAAUGGCUGCUGCGAAACUUUGAUGGCCUCGACAGCCUAGAGGCUUACAUGGCCUUAGAGGAGGACUUGAAGCGCAUCAGGGAGGACAACCCUCAGCUGGAGAAGAAGCGAUUUCUCACCCCGCGGACAGAUAAGCCACGAACCUUCAUCAUGAAUGGUUGCUCGUUGGCACCUCUGAAGUACGAAGCUUCCAAUGACAAUGUGGUGUCCUUUCAGAUGUGCCCUGACUUCACCGGCAGCCCCUUCUAUCCCCAGAACCAGCAGGUGAAGUACAGCAUGGCGCCCAUGUUGCCCUGCAAGGAUUUUGGCCUCUCCGGCCUGCGAAGUCUGAAUCGAACCAUGGGCGGAGGCUUUACCGAGACCUUUGCCUUCGGUGGUGCGGCUCCGAAGGAGCAGUCUGGAGGCGAGAAGUGUGUCUUGAAAGAGCCCAGCAGCCCCUUUGCGCUGCCCUAUGCCGUGGGCAUCAGCAGCUGGGCAGCCGGAGGAGCUUUGAACCAGGCGCGGGGUCCCGAAUGGUAA
Messenger RNA from Symbiodinium necroappetens, 993 nucleotides. The record is from the annotation of a GenBank genome assembly. NCBI's taxonomy places the organism in Eukaryota, Dinophyceae, Suessiales, Symbiodiniaceae.